AUGUUGCUGCUUCAGUGCAGAAAUAGAAUCUCUUUUCCUAAACUACACAACUUGGUACCAGAUGGGAAAAUGAAGAUUUUCCUGGUCUUUCUAGGUCUGCUUGGCAAUUCUGCUGCUAUGCCAAUGCCCAUGCCCCGAAUGCCUGGAUUUAGCAGUAAAAGCGAGGAGAUGAUGCGUUAUGGUCAAUUCAACUUUAUGAGUCCCCCAUAUAUGCCACCUAUGAUGCCUUACGGAAACGGUUUGCCAUUUCCUCAGCAGUUCCCACAGUUCCAGAUGCCUAUGUGGCCUCAGCCACCACCCAGUGGAUGGCAGAAUCCCCCAACACCCAAACACCAGGGCAAGGAUGAUCAAACCCCUGAUACCCCGAAAUCCAACCAGACCCAGACAAACAACGCAACCCAGAAGCAGCCUUCAACAUCCCCACCACACGAGCCAACUCAGGGCAAACAGGAGACCCCACCACCUCAGCCAUUUCCAUUUGGCAAUGGGCUAUUUCCCUUUCAACAACCACCAUGGCCAAUUCCGCAGAGGGUACCACCACCAGGGUUUGGACGUCCACCUCUCAGCAGUGAAGAUGGAGGAGGAAAUCCUUAUUUUGGAUAUUUUGGAUAUCAUGGCUUUGGGGGUCGCCCUUAUUAUUCAGAAGAGAUGUUUGACGACUACGAAAAGCCUAAAGAAAAAGAUCCUCCCAAAGAGGAGAGCCCAGCCACGGAAACCUCAGCGAACGCCACCAUCCCGGAGACGAAUGCCACCCAGCCAAACUCAGGGGGGAGCCCAGGGGGAAACGACACCAGUGCCACGGGAAGCAGCGCCCCUGGGCGGAACCCCGGAGGCAACCCCACCGCUCAGAGCAGGGUCUUCCCUCUCCCUAGAGUCAAUGCCUCAGGCCCGGCAGCUCCCAGAAACCAAGUCCCAUGGAGACCCAGCCAGCCACACAUUUAUAAAAACUAUCCAAAUCCGAACAUCCGAAAUCUUCCUGCCGGUAAGCCAUGGCCCCCCACCACCGGUCCCGUGACACAGCCCAGACCCUUUGGGCCUUUUUACCCCAAUCCACCGACCCCAAGGGGUGCUCAGUGGAACUCCCUUGCCUGGGAAGGCAAACCAGGGAAUCCCACGGCUCGCCCAGCGAGUCCCACGGCUCGCCCAGGAAAUCCAACUUACCGAAAGCCUUACCCUCCCACGCCAAGGGUCAGCUAUCCCAGCUAUGCGGGCAAUCCAGCCAACUUCAGAAGGAAACCUCAGGGACCCAACGCUGCCUCCCUGGGCCCCAAACAGGGCCCUGCUGGCCGCCAGGAACAAAUGCAAAACCCAAAGAUCAAGUUACCAGGUCAAAAAAUCACCCCUGCGAAGGCCACACCUGCCCCCUGGAGAAAUUCCCAGCAACGCUACGGAAUUGACCGACCAAAUUACCCAGUGCCCGGCCCGGAGGGUCACAUGCUAGGCCCAAAUUUCAACUCUGUCAAUCAACGUGAAAACUCCUAUUACCCAAGAAGGGACCCCAAAAGAAUACCGAGUUCCAAUGCGCAAACCCAGAGCCAUCAUUUACCCAAAGGGAUCGCUUUAGAGCCGAGAAGAAUCCCUUCUGAGUCCGAAACGAAACAGCACGAAUCAAAGCAGAACACACACCAGCCUGUGCAUCCUAAGGAAACCCCUCCUCCCACAAGAGGACGUUUUCCUGCUGGAAGAAACACCUGGAACCACCAAGGAAGCCCUCCACCCUUUAAGGAGGACCCUGGGAGGCAAGAAAAACAUUUACCUCAUCCGCCCCAUGGCUCUAGCAGAAACGUUUUCUACCCUAAUUAUGGCCCUUAUUAUCCUAGGGAAAACGCAUUAGACAUCGGAGGCAAUGUAUGGGAUGAGAGAGUGGAUGCUCCCAAAACUCUGAGGCAGCCAGAAAAUUCACGGUAUGUCAUGAACGCUCUGGACCAGAAAGACACACUUCAUUAUAAUGAAGAAGACCCGAUUGAUCCGACUGGGGAUGAAUCUUUUACAGAACAAAACAAAUGGGGUGAGGAUGAGACAGACUAUAAAGGAGGCUCAACAGUUAGGCCUUUCAAAGGUGGACGAUAUGCCUCACAUCAAGCAAAGGAAUAUGUCCCCUAUUCCUUCGGCAAUCCAUCAAAACCCAGGGAAGAUUUUCCUUAUGGUGAAUUUUAUCCCUGGAGUCCAGAUGAGACUUUCCCACCGUAUAGUCCCGGCCCCACUCUGUCACCACCUGUGGAGAAUGGGUACUAUUAUCUUAAUAAUGCUAUUGGACAGGAAGAAAGAACUCUCUUCCCUUCGUUGAACUCCUGGGACCACAAGAUUCAAACCCGAGAGCAAAAAGAAAGAGACCCAUAUUUCAACAAAAUUUUCUGGGAGCAGUCAACAACUUUACACGCAGCUAAUCUACCAGACCAAAAUGAGAACUAUCUCUAUCCCAGGAAUUCCCCAGUUGGACUUCAGAAAAAUCCAACGUGGCAUGAAGAUGAGAAUUUGAACUACGACUUGCAAAUUACUAGGUCAAAUUUACCAGAAAGAGAACCUUUGGCUUUCCCAGAUUUAAUUCCUCAAACUUACCCAUCAGGUCAAAAAGGAGCACAUUUAUUUCACCAAGGCCAGAGAGGUUCCUGCUGUAUUGGUGGCUCCAUAAGGCCUAAAGACAAUCCAAUGGCUCUACAAGACUAUACAUCGUCCUAUACUCUUGCCCUAGGAGAGAAUCAAGACACAAACCCUAUGUAUACCGAAAGUAGCAAUGCAAAAUACACAAGAUCUGUUGUCUCUCCCACAACUAUCCUACCUGAUCAAAGAAACAACUCAGAGAAGGAACUGGCUGGAGAAAGGCAAAGCCCAAGUCUUUUUAGAGAUGACAUGUCCACUGUGAGAAGGAAUACACCGUGUUCUGUAAAUAAUCAACUGGGACAAAUCGGAAUUGUGUCCUUUCCUGAUGCCGGCACCCUUCAAUCAAAGAAUGCACCUUGCCUCAAAAAUGAUUUGGGAGGAGAUAGAAAUAAUGAUCUGGAACAAAUUUUUGAGAGCAACCAACCUAACAAAAGAACUGUUGCCCUUACUCCGGAACAGCUUGUUAUUGGUACACCUGACAAAGAUCCCAAACCAGAAGUCAUUCGAAAUGAAAUUGAAGGAAAAGACAACAGAGAGCAGCAAAGACCACCUAAUAUCUUGAAGGUCCCGUGCGUUGGCUCCAAAUUAACAAAGCUUCAAGACUCCACUACAGCAGCAACGCCAUCUAGCAACAGAAGGCAAAGCUCAUUUGGUAGUGAUCUUUCUAUGCCUACUGAAAGUCCUAAUACAUUAGUUGGGUUAGCUACAGGGGAACAAUUUAAGAAUAUAAAUGGAGACCAACUUGAUACAGAUAAACAUACUUUGUUUGAAUCCUUUCAAGGAGGUAUCGACCUAGAGGACCAAGCAGAAGGCUGCUUAUUACUUCAGGCCUAG
Messenger RNA from Perognathus longimembris pacificus (Pacific pocket mouse), 3435 nucleotides. It is a transcript of the gene Enam, whose product is annotated as enamelin. The record is from RefSeq and is a predicted model, not a curated record. NCBI's taxonomy places the organism in Eukaryota, Metazoa, Chordata, Mammalia, Rodentia, Heteromyidae. Bases 1 to 3435 code for a protein of 1144 amino acids. The transcript is spliced from 8 exons.